Messenger RNA from Eptesicus fuscus (big brown bat), 2998 nucleotides. It is a transcript of the gene MYCBPAP, whose product is annotated as MYCBP associated protein. The record is from RefSeq and is a predicted model, not a curated record. Lineage: Eukaryota; Metazoa; Chordata; Mammalia; Chiroptera; Vespertilionidae. Bases 61 to 2919 code for a protein of 952 amino acids. The transcript is spliced from 19 exons.
UCGGCCACCUUAUCCAGGGUUCCCGCGGGGUAGGACCAAGCUCUCAGGCCGGCGGACACUAUGAAGUCUCUAAAGAAGGAAUCCCGCCUCAGGAUCACUCCAAACAAAUUCUUGGAGGCUGCAGAGAGCUUGAAAGAAAAGAAGCGGGCAAAGGUCCCUGAACAGUCCACACCCCCCAUUCAGGAGGAACCCGAGCCUGUGAGCAAUGUCCUGCAAGGAGAUGACAUUCUGGCCUUGGCCAUUAAGAAGGAGAACUUGAAGAAGCAACACAUUCCUCGCUUUAUUGAAACAGCAGAUAAAUCUGACAUCACCCAGAAAUUUCUCAUCCGUAAAGUCAAACCCAAGGAUCCUGGGAGGAAGGUCUGCCACUUGGUAGCACAUCCUGCCACUCCAGAUGCCACCAUGAGGCCCCUGGACUACUCCGGUCCCCGUGACAGUUUCUAUAGCGGUGACCAGAUCCUGCCCCACCACAUCUUGGGGAGUCUCCACGACUUCAGGAGAAUUGCAGUCGCUCAAGGGAACAUCGAGCUGGCUGAGCUGAUCCACACCCCACCCUGCCUGAUGACCCUCGCCCCAGCUGCUGACGAGCCGAAGCAGGAAGCCCCCAAGGAAGAGAAGCCACCUCCCUGGGCCCCGCCUCCUCAGCACAACUUUAUGAGAAACUGGCAGCGCAACCUAGCCCUGUGGAAGAGGCAGCAGGAGGCCCUCAGCAAACGCCUGAAGAAACCUGUCAGCGAGCUGCUGAUGCACAUCGGGGAGACCUACAGACAGAUCCAGGAGGAACGGGCGGUCAUUGACCGAAUCUUGCCCACGCAGCAUGAUGGGAAGUGCUCUGAGGAGUCCAGUGGGUUCUGGAGUCGACUGGAAUACUUGGGAGACGAAAUGUCGGGUCUGGUCAUAACGAAGACAAAAAGUCAGCGUGGCCUCCUGGAGCCAGUCACUCGCAUCAGGAAGCCGUACUCCAUCCAGGAGGAGAUGGGAUUGCUGGCCCGGAAGGACGCGCGGUACCGCUACACCUGGGACCGGAGUCUGUUUCUGAUCUACCGGCGCAAGGAGCUGCAGCACAUCAUGGCGCAGCUGGGUUUCAGCCAGCAGGACAUUGAUGGCCUGGAGGUGGUGGGCAGAGGGCAGCCUUUCUCAACGGUUACAGUGAAAGACUUUUUAGUGUUUGAAAAGAGCCAGAAAAGCUCCUCUGGAGACAUAAUAGGCGUCGAUUUAUUGACCGACUACUCUGAGGCGGCCCCCAUGCCCAUUCUUGGCCCUUCUCUGCUGUUCUGUGGGAAGCCGGCCUGCUGGAUCCGAGGCUGUAACCCCCAUGACAAGAAGCAGAUUGGCAUCGCCGUCCGCCUGACCUUUGAAACCGUAGAACGGCAGAAGACAUCUUCGGAGCUGACCGUGGUCAACAACGGCACCGUGGCCAUUUGGUACGACUGGCGGCGGCAGUUCCAGCCGGACGCUUUCCAGGACCUGAAGAGGAACAGGACACAGCAGUUCUACUUUAACAACCGGGAAGGUGUGAUUCUGCCUGGAGAAACGAAAACCUUCACCUUCUUCUUCAAGUCUGUGAAUGCUGGGAUCUUCAGGGAAUUCUGGGAGUUUGGCACUCACCCCACCCUGUUAGGGGGUGCCGUCCUGCAGGUCAAUCUCCACGCAGUCUCCCUGGCCCAGGACAUUUACAGGGAUGAGAGGAACUUACUGGAGAAGGAGCUGGCUUCCCACGAGGCGGUCACCAUCGCGCAGAGCAUGCUGCAGGAGCUGCUGGGCGGCAUCCUGACCCCCGAGCGUGUGCCGUCGCCCGUGGACGCCUAUCUCACGGAGGAGGACUUGUUCUACCACAGGAACCCCCAGCUGCAUUACCAGCACCAAGUCGUGCAGAACCUGCAUAGACUGUGGUACCAGUACAUGGUCCUGCCCUACAAGGCCGAGGAAGGCAGGCCGAACGAGGAGGAGCACACGGCGCCCCGGGCCUGGGCGGCCAGGAGCCAGUCAGGCUAUUUGGACAAGACCACGCUGCAGGCGGACUCUCUGGCGUACCCGAAGGGCUCCGCCAUGGAGCCCCAGCAGGAGAACGCGUACUUCAAGGAAUCCCAAGAUGCUUUCAGGCCCCAGAGGGUCCGAGUGGGGACCAAGGCUUCUCCGCGGAAGAGCAUCAUGGAGGAGAUCCUGGUGGAGGGCAGCCGGGACUGGGACAGCACCAAGAGCCCCUGGGAGCAGGCGGGCCUCCCGCCGCCCGAGUGGGACCUCUGCCUGGAGGACUUCAGGGAGGCAGCGAUGGUACUCCCCGAGGAGAACCAGAGAGAAGAUGCCCUCAUCAGGCUCAACAAAGCAGCCCUGGAGCUGUGCCAGGGACAGAGGCCACUGCAGUCGGACUUCCUGUACCAGAUGUGUUUUCAGCUGUGGCGGGACGUGAUUGACGGCCUGGUGAUCUACUCCCUGUGGCUGAGGGCUCUGCUGGGCCUGCCCGAGAAGGAGACCACCUAUCUGGACUUGCCAGAAGAGCUAGAUCGAAAAACGCCUUCCAUCAUAGAGACGAAGGUGACUCCCGGAAGAGCUGGGAAGGAGGACCGGAAAGGGAUAGCCCAGGAAAGGAAGCAGUUGGGAAUCAAAGAUAAAGAAGAUAAAAAGGCCAAGGCGCAAGGGAAAGAGGACCGUUUGAACAGCAAGAAGCAAAAGGCAAAGGACGACAAGAAACCUGCGAAGUCUUCGAGUCGGGACAGGCUUUACGUGGAAGACCCUGUCCCUGACAUCACCGUCACUUCUCAGGAGCCCAUCGAUCCCCUGGUCAUGGAGAAAUACACCCAGAGGAUGUACAUGGAGGUCUAUGGGCUGCUGGACGCCAUGGUGACGAACCUCAUGGUUCUGGCUGAUGAGCUCAAGCCCCAAAGGGACGUUGAGGAGCAUUUGCGCCCUUGCACUUGACGCAUGUGCCCAAGCAGGCUUCUGGGCAACUGGUUAACAAACAAAUCAAUAAAGAGCCUUUAAGUUCCUACCACUUCCA